CUGCCUCCCGGAGGUACAAGGUUCACCAACAUAUACAAAGAUAGCAUUAACAUGACUUGGUUACCAUCAUCUUAUGCAACACAAUACAGAAUUAGGUACACAGAGGAGAAAACCACAAACCACAAAUAUAUCACAACACGUGAAACAUUUGCACAGAUUCCUAAUUUGAAAGUAAACACAACUUAUGAAAUUGGAAUAGCUGUUGAUGAAUCAGAAUUUGGACAAAGUGAUAAUUACGCCAUUUUUAUCGUCAAAACAACUAAUGGGAGUUAUCCACACACACCAACUCAUUCCAAUGCAAUUGUGCAUCACAGCCAAAUAAAUUACAUGCUACUGUUCUGGCUGAUUAUAUUUUACUUACAAUAGCAAAGUACCAACAACAUCUUACAACAAAAAAUUGUCAAGUAGAAAAAUGAAGACAUUGCACUAACUUUAAAACUUGUAAUGACGUUUAGAUUAACGUUAAU
Hydractinia symbiolongicarpus is the source of this 467-nucleotide messenger RNA. RefSeq lists its product as uncharacterized. Lineage: Eukaryota; Metazoa; Cnidaria; Hydrozoa; Anthoathecata; Hydractiniidae. The transcript has 2 exons. Bases 52 to 366 code for a protein of 104 amino acids. Gene Ontology annotation, molecular function: protein binding. The record is from RefSeq and is a predicted model, not a curated record.